Messenger RNA from Hemiscyllium ocellatum (epaulette shark), 1627 nucleotides. It is a transcript of the gene pde9aa, whose product is annotated as phosphodiesterase 9aa. Bases 1 to 1533 code for a protein of 510 amino acids. The transcript is spliced from 19 exons. Gene Ontology annotation, biological process: cGMP catabolic process. The record is from RefSeq and is a predicted model, not a curated record. Gene Ontology annotation, molecular function: 3',5'-cyclic-GMP phosphodiesterase activity. NCBI's taxonomy places the organism in Eukaryota, Metazoa, Chordata, Chondrichthyes, Orectolobiformes, Hemiscylliidae.
AUGGGAUCAGCAUCAUCCACACACCGCUCCAAAGCGAUUUUCCUGGAUAUUGGUGACAACCGCACACAGAAGGUCAUUUUCAGUAAAUAUUGCAGCCCCAGUGACAUCCGGGAGUUACUGUGCAGCACCACAGGACUGGCUCGGAGCUCUGCGAUUUCUCUGCUGGAUUCCGACAACGCGAUCAUCUCCAUUGAUCCAACGAUGCCGACAAAUACAGCCAGUUCUCCGUACAGAGUUGUUGCUCUGACUGGGGCUCAGUUAUCAGAGAAAGACGAAGUUUUCCAGAACGUUCUAGCUCAAGUUGCAGAGCAGUUUUCCAGGGCCUUCAAAAUCAACGAACUAAAAUCCGAAGUUACAAACCGUCUCAGCAUUCUGGAGAAACGUGUGGAAUUGGAGGGGCUGAAGGUGGUCGAAAUCGAGAAGUGUCGGAAUGACAUCCAAAAGCUGCGCGAUAUAAUCGAGGAACGGAGCAGCAGUUUCCUCGAUGAGAAGAUGCUGAUUCCUCACCGGGACGUCCCAUCACACCCCAAGUAUACACUUUCUGAGGAGACCAUUACAUCUCUGAAACAACCAACAUUCGAUGUCUGGCUUUGGGAAGCCAAUGAGAUGCUCAGUUGUUUGGAACACAUGUACCACAGCCUGGGCUUGGUCAAAGAUUUCAACAUCAACCCUGUCACUCUGAAGAGGUGGCUGCUCCAUGUGGAGGGGAAUUACCGAAACAAUCCGUUCCACAACUUCCGGCACUGUUUCUGUGUCACUCAGAUGAUGUACAGUGUCAUCUCCAUCUGUAACCUGCAGGAGAAGUUCUCACAGCUCGACAUCCUGACCCUGAUCAGUGCCGCUGUCUGUCAUGACCUCGACCACCCGGGGUACAACAACAGUUACCAGAUAAACGCUCGCACUGAACUCGCGGUCCGUUACAAUGACAUCUCACCCCUUGAGAACCAUCACUGUGCUGUAGCAUUCCAAAUCUCCUCCCAGCCCGAGUGUAACAUUUUCAGCAACAUGGACCCUGAGAUCUUCAAGCAGGUCCGUCAGGGCAUCAUCAAUCUGAUUCUAGCGACUGACAUGGCCCGUCACGGCGAGAUCCUUGACAACUUCAAGCAGAAAAUCGAAAACUUUGACUUCUCGAAUGAGGAAGAUGUGACAUGUCUGAAGAUGGUUCUGAUUAAAUGCUGUGACAUCUCAAACGAAGUCAGGCCAAUGGAAGUAGCAGAACCUUGGGUGGAAUGUUUACUGCAGGAAUACUUCAUGCAGAGUGACCGGGAGAAAUCUGAGGGGCUGCCCACUGCCCCCUUCAUGGACCGGGACAAAGUGACAAAGGUCACCGCCCAGAUCGGCUUUAUCAAGUUUGUUCUCAUUCCCAUGUUCGAGCUGGUGGCCAAGCUUUUCCCUCAGAUUGAAGGACCAUUGGUUCAGCCGCUGAGAGAAUCACGGGACCGUUACGAGGAGCUGAAGCAAAUUGAUGAUGCUACAAAUGAGAUUCACAAAAACAAAAACGAAUCUUUAUCCAUCGGUGGCAAAAAGAAGUGAAACCGCCCUGUUGUGUGUUUGAGACUAUAAUCCUCCUGAAGGAUUCCAUGGAGAAUGGGCUGCUGUUGCUGAGUCUGGGAUGUUGUUGCUGUGA